This is a messenger RNA of Tuber aestivum (summer truffle), 1092 nucleotides long. Lineage: Eukaryota; Fungi; Ascomycota; Pezizomycetes; Pezizales; Tuberaceae. The record is from the annotation of a GenBank genome assembly.
AUGUGUCUAGCAACACCCCCACCCAUCCAACGAACUCACCUCCAAACACGACUCCACCGCCGCCGCUAUGCCUCCCCGUCUACCAACUGCGAGAUUACUGUCCUGCAUCUCCCCCCUCCGGAUAUCUUCAACCCGUACGCCCCACCCUAUCCCCCCACCUCGUUCAAUUCCUCUUUCGCCCCCCACUAAUGCUACUUCUCUAAACCAACGAUAGCAAAACUCCGCUUUUCCACCACCCCUAUAACACACAAAAAAACAGCUAACCCAAGGCCCAAUGAUCUCAUAAAAUGGGCCAAAUCCGAAAAAAUCCGCAGAGAAAACCUAGAGAAGCGUAAGGAGCGAAAGAAGGAACGGUUGUCCUCCCGCAUCGACCCGGUCCUAGGCACAGACACCGAAUUCGUUGAGUCCUUCGACACGCAGCCCCCACCCCUACCCCCCGUGGACUGGGCACGCGCACACAACGUCGACCCCCUCGCCGGGCAUACGGAAAGAACACACUUAAACCACUACCUCACACCGGAGGACCUCGCCGAAGGACUCGAGCGCUCCCGCUGUCUCACGAAACCGUGUACCGACACUCUGACGGAGUCCGGGUCCGCCGGCUUUUCAGACAGGCAGAAGGAAGAAGCCCUCAUCAGGGCGCAUGAGGAAGCGCACAACCGUUCCGUCUCCGCGAUCCAGCGAAUCACGAGUUUGAGUAUUGGCUCUAGGAGCGAUAAGAUGAGGGUUCAGAAGGCGAGGUGUAUAGAUUUAUUCGGCAGGCACGUCACGGAUGAGACGCUCCCGCGGGACCCGGGAGCACCGGAUCCAGCCGAGUCUAACAAGACUCCCAGGGCUGGGCCGGAUACAGGGAGCAGCGAGGUUCAGGCUGCCAUCUUGACGGUGAAAAUCAGGAACCUGGCGAGGCAUUUGGAGUUGAAGGGUCCCACGGAUAAGCAUAACAAGAGGAAUUUGAGACUACUAGUGCACAAGAGGCAGAAGCUUUUGAAGUAUUUGAAGAGGAGGGAGAAGGGUGGGGUUAGGUGGAGGAAUGUUAUGGACGCUAUUGGGUUGGAUGAUGAUGCGGUGCAAGGGGAGAUCAUGAUGAGGUAG